CGCAUAAUGAGAUAAGACCGACUGUAUCGAGAGGCCACGAAUCGACGGUCACAAGAAGAAUCCGGACUAAGUUACGGAGAUUGUCUCGCCUUUGGGAACCUGCGAGUCUUCGUUUUAACGUCCUCUGUAGCCAUAUGUCAUGUCGGGUCUUACAUCCGUAAGGACCACGGGUAACAAAAUCGAAAUUCUGAACCAGCUGCUACUGCCACAUACGACCGAGUUCAUCGAAAUCAACACGAUCGAAGAGGCUCACGAUGCGAUCAAGACUAUGAAGAUCCGGGGUGCGCCAGCGAUCGCGUCGCUGGCUGCACUUUCUAUCGCCUCGCAUCUCUCCCGUGCCUUGGAAAGAAGCCCUCCGCCCGACUUCCUCUCGUCGUCAGAAGCACUCGAAGCGCAUAUCAACAAGCAACUUGACUUUCUCUACACCGCACGCCCGACUGCGGUGAAUUUGGGUGCUGCGAUGCGACGUUUGUCUCGCACGCUGCAAUCCUCUCUCAAGGCGGGCAAGGACGCCCGAGCCAUUGCUCAGGACCUGAUCGUGGAAGCGAAGAAAAUAGAUGCUGAGGAUGUGGGCAGGAAUAAGGAGAUGUCAAAGUGGGGAGCGGAGUGGAUCGUUGGACAAGUCGGGGCGAUGAACGCAUCGACUCCCAAAGUGAAUGUCAUGACCGUUUGCAACACUGGCUCGCUUGCCACUUCGGGGUAUGGGACUGCACUAGGUGUGAUCACUUACCUGCACGAAACGGGAAGACUGGAGCGCGCCUUCUACACUCAGUCUACGCCGUACCACCAAGGAUCGAGGCUCACGGCUCUCGAACUGAAAACCCUGAAGAUACCCUCGACAAUGCUCUGCGAUAGCAUGGUCGGCUCCCUAUUUCAGCAUCAUAAUAUCCACGCGGUAGUUGUCGGUGCCGACAGGAUAGCUCGGAACGGAGACACCGCUAACAAGGUCGGGACGUAUAAUGCAGCUGUCCUGGCAUUCCGCCACAAGAUACCGUUCAUCGUGGUUGCCCCAGUCAGCACCGUAGACCUGGAUAUCCAGGAUGGUAGUGCGAUCCCAAUUGAGCAACGGCCGCCACUGGAAGCGUGUCUUGUGCGGGGUGCUCUUUACCCUACCAAGCUGAAUGCAGAUGGGAUAAAGGAGCAAGCAACCGUGAUGGUGACACCAGAAAAUCUGGAUGGCGUCUACAACCCCAGCUUCGAUGUCACGCCGGCAGAGUUGAUCACAGCCAUUGUUACGGAGAAGGGAGUCGCGGUGAAGCUUGCGGGUGCUGAUGCAUUUGAUCUGACGAAUGUCGUGUAACCAUGAUGUUUCGCCUGAUAUCGCUGCUUGCUUAAACGUUGUCGACAGUUCUGACUUUUAUUCAACGAAUGCGCUACGCCUGCAAUGUCGCUGUGGUUGGACGUUGAGGUCAGACGUUUUAAUAUUGAAUGCUCGAC
Molecule: messenger RNA, 1437 nt
Organism: Laetiporus sulphureus 93-53
Lineage: Eukaryota; Fungi; Basidiomycota; Agaricomycetes; Polyporales; Laetiporaceae
Product: Methylthioribose-1-phosphate isomerase
Exons: 8
Coding region: 140-1300 (386 amino acids)
Molecular function (GO): S-methyl-5-thioribose-1-phosphate isomerase activity
Source: RefSeq, a predicted model, not a curated record